This is a messenger RNA of Fopius arisanus, 1893 nucleotides long. RefSeq lists its product as uncharacterized. The record is from RefSeq and is a predicted model, not a curated record. The transcript has 2 exons. NCBI's taxonomy places the organism in Eukaryota, Metazoa, Arthropoda, Insecta, Hymenoptera, Braconidae. Bases 170 to 622 code for a protein of 150 amino acids.
CCGCACCGAUGUUUUUCGGUGCCCUCUCUACUCUAGCGUUUCUGAUUUAAACCUCAACCAUCAGAGUACUGAAUAGAGUUAUUAACCCUAUCUGUUUUUCUACCACCUACCCAUAGUGAAUAAUAACCCCAUCAAAACCACUUCUGUUACCUCUAAGAGGAAAAGUGAAAUGAGCCCUAAAGGGAAUAAAUCGAAGUUAAAAAAAACGGGAGUCGCAGACCCCAUGCAUAACCUCUCUCAGCCACGUGCUACUACAUCUUCUGCAAAUCCAACCAUUCUUCCUGGAUCGGAAACCAUCGAACCAACUCCUCCCAUUGUUAUUAACAAUGGAGGCGUUGACACAAAACAACUCGUCAAUAACAUCCUAGCCAAGGUAACUAAUAAUAACUUCAAGAUUAAAUGCCGCGGCAAUUCAUCCAUCAUCUCACUCCAAAAUCGUGCUGAUCACGAAAUCGUCUGCAAAAUCCUGGAUGACAAAAAAAUCCUCUUCUUUACCUAUGGGUUCAAGCAGCAUAAAUACUCCAAAUUUAUCCUGAAAGGCCUUCCGUCAUCCUUCUCCGAAAAGGACAUCGAGGAGGAAAUCGCAGCCACCGGAAUUAAGUCGGACCAGGCACUAAAUUAACUGACAUCUCGAAAAUUCCCACAAUUCUGCAUCACACAUUCCAAGUGGAGAAAUUUAAAUCCAACGGCCAACCCCUCCAAUGUUUUCGCUGCCAGCAUUUUGGACAUGCAAGCAGCCACUGCAAACUUCCACAUCGCUGUGUAAAAUGUGGACUAAAUUACGAUGCCAAAGAGUGCACAUCAAAAUCCCUCAGAUGUGCGAACUGUGAAGCCAAUCACGUGGCCAGACACGUGGCCAGCUACAGACAGUGUCCUGAGAGGCAAUCAUUCAUCAUCAAGAUGGCCAGCUCCAAACCAACCUCGAAACCCCCAGCGAGUCGGCUGACCGACCACACAUCCAUCGGACCAUCAACCUUUCCAUUAUUGACUGGAUCAUCUUCAGCCAAUCAACAGCUCAACCUAGAUGACUUUCCUCUGCUCAUUGCUCCACCAAAGUCUGAAGCACCGCGCAACCCUGAAACCACCUCUACGCAGCCUCCUAGACCAGCAUCAUCCAAGCCAAGGACGACAACUCCAACUCAUUCUACAACUCAUACCAAAUUAAGUAGCACAUUGAAUUAGUUCACAGAAGCCAAAGAAAUUGUUAACGAAUUUAAAGAAAUGAAUAUCUUUUCUAUUAUUUCCAGUGCCAGAGAAAUGAUCUCAAGGCUUAAAAAGGCGGCUUCCCCUUUAGAAAAAUUAAAAAUCCUCGUGGAAGAUGAUCACUUAUUCACCCCCAAUUUCUCUUAUGGCUCCCACGAAGAAGCUUAAUUUUAAACUUGCCUGCUCUAAAUAUUAUUGAUCUAAAAAGAAAGGAAAAUCAUCAUCAAACAGAUCUAAAUCACCUAAUCUUAAAAUCGCAAUGUAAAAACUUUAUUACUUUCAGAAACUAAGUUGUGUAAAUCUAUCAAAAAGAUAAAUUUACCAAAUUCCAACACUCCCUGGCCAUCAAACACUGAACCCAUCCCUCCCUACAUCCUCAAACUCACCUCCAGCUCUGAAUCCAACACAAACCUCACGACAAUAUCCUAAUUAACCACCUCGAAAUCCACAAAAAAUCCUGCUGGUCAUAUCGCUGACCCUCUCCCCCCCAACCCUCCCCCUAUCCCGAUUCCCUCCCACAUCCCUCCUAUCCCAACUCAUCAAUCAUAGGGUUUUUUCUAAAUUCUAUCUUUUCCCUAUUCACACUUUUUCUGUAAAUUAAAUCCAACCAUUCUAAAUAACUAAUAUGUUAUCAUAAGCCUUCUUACAUUAGAUAUAGAGCCACUGGCUGGAGACCUAGAUCAUAAGCAU